GCGCACUGCGGCUCUGCGCUUGUCAUCAUGGCGACGCGGGGCCAUGUGCAGGACCCUAACGACCGGCGCCUCCGGCCCAUCUACGAUUAUCUUGAUAAUGGCAAUAAUAAGAUGGCGAUUCAGCAAGCUGACAAACUGCUGAAAAAACACAAAGAUCUGCAUUGUGCUAAGGUAUUAAAAGCGAUUGGGUUACAGAGGACCGGGAAGCAGGAUGACGCUUUCGCCCUGGCGCGAGAAGUCGCCGCCCUUGAGCCCACCGAUGACAACUCCCUGCAGGCACUGACCAUCCUCUAUCGGGAAAUGCACAGACCGGAACUGGUCACCAAGCUGUACGAGGCAGCGGUGAAGAAGGUCCCCAACAGCGAGGAGUACCACUCUCACCUCUUCAUGGCUUAUGCUCGCGUUGGGGAAUACAAGAAAAUGCAGCAGGCUGGAAUGGCACUUUAUAAGAUCGUACCAAAAAACCCUUAUUAUUUUUGGUCUGUCAUGAGUUUAAUUAUGCAGUCUAUAUCAGCCCAGGAUGAGAACCUCUCCAGAACCAUGUUUCUGCCCCUUGCUGAGAGGAUGGUGGAGAAGAUGGUGAAGGAGGACAAGAUCGAAGCCGAGGCUGAAGUGGAGCUUUAUUACAUGAUUCUGGAGCGCUUGGGGAAGUACCAGGAAGCCCUGGAUGUCAUCAGAGGCAAGCUAGGAGAGAAGCUGACCAGUGAGCUCCGAAGCAGAGAAAACAAGUGUAUGGCCAUGUACAAGAAGCUGAGCAGGUGGCCCGAGUGCAACGCGCUGUCGCGGAGGCUUUUGUUAAAGAACUCAGAUGACUGGCAGUUCUAUCUGACUUACUUUGACUCUGUGUUUCAACUCAUCGAUGAAGCCUGGACCCCUCCUGCGGAAGGAGAACAUUCUCUGGAAGGAGAAGUACAUUAUUCCACAGAAGAAGCUGUUAAGUUCAUUGAAGAGAGGAUCCUGGAGGAGUCAAAGAGCCCCCGACAUCUUCGGGGCCCAUACCUGGCCAAGUUGGAGCUCAUCCGACGCCUGCGGCAUCAGGGCUGUAACGAUGAGCACAAGCUGGGUGAUCCAGAAGAGUUAAUGUUUCAAUAUUUCAAAAAGUUUGGAGACAAGCCUUGUUGUUUCACUGACCUGAAGGUGUUUGUGGACCUCCUCCCUGCCUCGCAGUGUACAAAGUUUAUCAAUCAGCUCCUUGGAGAGGUGCCGCUGUCCACCCCCACAGAAGAUAAGCUGGCCCUGCCUGCUGACAUCAGGGGACUGCAGCAGCACCUGUGUGUGGUACAGCUGAUGCGACUCCUGGGCCUCUACCACAGUAUGGAUAAGGAUCAGAAGCUGAGGGUGGUCCGGGAGCUGAUGCUAAGAUAUCACCAUGGACUGGAAUUUGGAACAUCCUGUUUGAAAACAGAGCUGCAGUUUUCAGACUAUUACUGUCUCCUUGCUGUGCACAUGCUCAUUGACAUGUGGCUAGAAGCAGGUGAAGAAAGGGCUGCGUGGCAGGCCCUAACAUUGCUAGAGGAGGGUUUGACCCACAGUCCUUCCAAUGCCCAGUUCAAAUUGCUGCUUGUCCGAAUCUACUGCUCUCUUGGGGCGUUUGAGCCCGUGGUGGACCUGUACUCCAGCCUUGAUGCUAAACACAUCCAGCACGACACCAUCGGCUAUCUUCUGACCCGCUACGCAGAGCCUCUAGGUCAAUAUGCUGCUGCCUCCCAGGCCUGUAACUUUGCACUCAGGUUUUUCCACUCCAACCAGAAAGAUACCUCAGAAUAUAUUAUUCAAGCCUACAAAUAUGGUGCGUUUGAGAAGAUCCCAGAAUUCAUCGCUUUUAGAAACAGGCUGAACAACUCUCUGCACUUUGCCCAAGUGCGUACAGAACGGAUGUUGCUGGACCUGCUGCUUGAAGCCAACAUAUCGACGACCUUAGAAGAAAGUGUCAAGGCCAUGAGUCUAAGUCCGGAGGAGGAUGACGUCCCAUGGAAAGACCUACGAGACAACAGAGACCUCCAUGUUUUCUUCACGUGGGAUCCCAAGGAGAGGGAUGUUUCUGAAGAACAUAAGAAACUCUCCUUGGAGGAAGAGACCCUCUGGCUGCGCAUCCGUUCUCUAACCCUGAGAUUGGUCAGCGGGCUUCCAACCCUCAGCCAUCCAGUGGAGCCAAAAAACUCAGACAAAGCGACGGAGAAUGGCGUCUCCUCGAGGAUCGAUACCAUCCGUUCACUCCUCCAGCAACUGGAAGGCGUGCUGGAUGCAGGGAAGCGAUUUGUGGGACGGAAGGUUCAGUAUCCUUUCCUCGGUCCUGUUCCCACUCGGAUGGCCGGCUUCUUCAGCAGUGGCUGCUGUCAGUGCCAGACUAGCUCCUUUUAUCUUGUUAGUGAUAUUUAUGAACUAGAUACCAAUGGCCUAGAGGAUACAACGGAGAUCCAGGAGAGAAUAGGGAAUAGUUUUGAAUCUUUACUAGAACAAUUAAGGGAAGCGUUUAGUCAGUGUAAAGGGGACAUCUUAGAAGUAGAAGACGGAAACCUGAAGACUCAUCCCAACAUCUUAGAAAACCUUGUCUUCUUUGUGGAGACCAUCUCCAUCGUCCUCUGGGUGACUAGUUACUGUGACAGCGUCCUGCAGCCAUAUAAAUUAAAUUUACAGAAAAGAAAAAAGAAGAAAAAAGAAACCAACACCCUCAUGCCACCUGUCUUCUCCAGCUUCCAGCACUACGUGGCCGGGCUCCAGCUGCUCAUCUCCAGUGUCCUGGAGCAUAUCAGAGGGCUCGAGGCUCUUCUGGCUGCACUUAAACUUGAAGAAUUGUCCCUAGAAGACCCUGCUUUUUCACAGGAGGAGAAGAAGUUCACUAAGACUGUGCAUGGGAAAGUGCAGAGCAGCUACCAGCACUCACUUCAGGAAAUUGGGGAGCUGCUGAAGAAGAGGCUGGAGACCAUGAAGAAGCUCAAAGCGUAAGCGGCGAGGCCUGGACUGCUCAGGAAGACCCCGGCCGGAGCACCGCCCAGCGCCCGCCACCGGGAGCCAGAGCUUCCUCCUCAAAUGCAUGAAGGACUUUGAUCUUGAAUUAAUUUUUUAGGUAUUAACUAUAUGCAGCUGAUUAAAUUAUUGUACAUAAACCGGAAGCCGAGCCCUCCCCUAGGUUUGACCACUUUUUAUACAUGUUCAUUAUUAAGCAGAUGGCAGCAGCCAGAGAAACCCUCCUUUUCUUCCUUUCCAUCUCCGGAAACUUCUGGGGCUUGUUUUAUGAAGCAGCAAUAGCAACUCACAAAGAAAAGCAUCCAGCUGUACAGCCCUCCCUGGGGAGGGAGAACGGGGGCCUGGCCCGGCCUUAGAAACAGCAGAAAGCAGAGAGACCCGUUUGCCUUGGGACCCGUCUCUCUUCCCCCUGGAGCUUCCCGGGGGUGGGGCCGAGGAGUCUCCGCCCUGGACGUGCAGCUGUGUCCCUGGCGUCAGUGCCAGCCGUCCGGGCACGAAAGAAAGCAGCUCUGGCUGCACCAGCCUCUGGCCCCCACCCUGUGCCUGCCUUUGAAAUCCGAACCAGGGAUAGGGAGGCAGAGGAAGCAGCUGUCCAGGGCAGAGAGAGGAGCAUGGACCAUCUCCAAGCCCACUCCCGACUAGCCCAGCCUCUCGUCUACGGUUUGGGAAUGGCAUGACGGGAAUCACUGUUGGAAAGCCAGAGACGUGAUGUGCAUAAUUUGCGCAGUGAAGCCCCAUACCACUGUCACUGAUUUCUUCAGUCAUAUACUACAAUCAGUUCAUGAAUUAAAAACUAAAAAAGGUGCUUGAAAAUGAAGACUUAGUGCUUGAAGGCCUUUACUAGUGGGGGGCGGGGCAGGGAGGGAGGGGGCAGAGCCUUGGGCAAUGUCCAAGGCUUUCA
Trichosurus vulpecula (common brushtail) is the source of this 3868-nucleotide messenger RNA. It is a transcript of the gene NAA25, whose product is annotated as N-alpha-acetyltransferase 25, NatB auxiliary subunit. Gene Ontology annotation, molecular function: protein binding; protein-N-terminal amino-acid acetyltransferase activity. Gene Ontology annotation, cellular component: NatB complex; cytoplasm. Gene Ontology annotation, biological process: N-terminal peptidyl-methionine acetylation. The transcript has 24 exons. Bases 28 to 2946 code for a protein of 972 amino acids. Lineage: Eukaryota; Metazoa; Chordata; Mammalia; Diprotodontia; Phalangeridae. The record is from RefSeq and is a predicted model, not a curated record.